UAAGGCAACUGAACUGUAAGAAAUUGUCGGAGUGACGUGCCUACGUUCCUUCCCGCACAGACAUCCGCCCUCCUCACGGCGAAAUUGGCGAACGACGAAAUUGAGUGGGCUGCGUUACAGUUUUAUUAAAUAAAGUUUUAGUGAACUUAAGUCUGGUGAGUUAAUUACAAAAUAACGUAUGCAACUCCUAACUAUUAAUAUAAACGCGGGAUUAUUCUUUUUUUUCAAGUAUCCUAUCCGAUGGCGUGAGUGACAAGAAUUAGAGGAUGGACGGAGCACAGCACAGAAGAAAAUGGAAGAAAAUAUUGACGGUUAUUCCUUUUCUUUUGAUCUGUCUGGAUGUGAACACUGCUGCCUCUGCAGUGGGACGCCAAGCAGAUGGUCUUAGCACACCAUCUGCUUGCAAGGAAGAUGAGUUUCUCCAUUCUUCUAAAGAAUACUGCUGUAACAUGUGCCCGCCAGGGUUUUCAAUGACAAAAGAGUGUGCUGGACCAGACCUGAGAAGCAAGUGCACCAUCUGUCCGCCCGGGUUGUACCGGGAUGAGAUCAACUACACUGGAAUAUGCAAAAGAUGUUCCCCAUGUAAAACUGAUCAUAAUAAAAAUGUGACGUCUCUUUGCACAAACAAGAAGGACUUGGUAUGCGAGUGUAAAGCUGGCUAUGAAAAGUAUGUUCUCGACAAAUAUACCUGGGAGUGUAAACCGGUCGAAAACCCUUCGCCCACGCCGAAGGCUGAAGCGACAGACGGCCAGCUAAAGCCGGGCGAACCUUGGUCCUUGUAUGCUUUCGUUGCUCUACUCGCAGUCGCCGUAGUUGUUGCGGUAGUAUACAUCGUGCACGGGAGAUUUCGGAGCAGGGGCCCAACGGGGGAGAAUGUGGGCUUCACUGCCGUUGUCUCCACGAUGGAUUCCUGCGUCCAAGAAAGUCAUCAUGUUUCCAGUGGGUUGUCUAGCAAUCAGAUACCCAGUCAGAUACCCAGUCUACAGGAUCAGCUGCCGGACUGCAUUCCCAAAGAAUUCAAGUUUUCUCAGUUUGUCUACUUUGUGCUGGACCUGGUUCCCGCAGACCGCUUCAAGGAGCUGGUGCGGCAGCUGGGUGUCUCAGAGCGGGACAUUGAGCGGGCGGAGAGGGACCACCGCUUCUUUAAGGAGGCCCAGCAUCAGAUGCUGAAGGUGUGGGGGGAGAGCAGGGGCAUGGGGCUGAGGGGGACCCAGCCACUGAGGCUGGUCCAGGAGCUGGUCCACACUCUGAGGAUGAUGGGCCUGGUGGGCUGUGCCGAGGCCAUCGAGGAGAGAUACGACAUUCAGUAGAGCACAACACACACAGACACACACACACACACACGCACGCACGCACAGACACACACACACACGCACGCACGCACA
Molecule: messenger RNA, 1385 nt
Organism: Conger conger (European conger)
Lineage: Eukaryota; Metazoa; Chordata; Actinopteri; Anguilliformes; Congridae
Gene: tnfrsf1a
Product: tumor necrosis factor receptor superfamily, member 1a
Exons: 8
Coding region: 267-1310 (347 amino acids)
Biological process (GO): signal transduction; inflammatory response
Cellular component (GO): membrane raft; signaling receptor complex; mitochondrion
Molecular function (GO): tumor necrosis factor binding; tumor necrosis factor receptor activity
Source: RefSeq, a predicted model, not a curated record